Pararge aegeria (speckled wood butterfly) is the source of this 1476-nucleotide messenger RNA. Its product is annotated as glyoxylate reductase/hydroxypyruvate reductase. The record is from RefSeq and is a predicted model, not a curated record. Gene Ontology annotation, molecular function: hydroxypyruvate reductase [NAD(P)H] activity; glyoxylate reductase (NADPH) activity; hydroxypyruvate reductase (NADH) activity. Lineage: Eukaryota; Metazoa; Arthropoda; Insecta; Lepidoptera; Nymphalidae. The coding region runs from base 346 to 1395 and encodes 349 amino acids. Gene Ontology annotation, cellular component: cytosol. The transcript has 3 exons.
UGACAGCUCCAUGUUUUACUGGCAAUCUGGGAAAAAUUAUAAUAUAUUUUGCUAAUACAUACACGCGUCCACUGAUAACUUUUUCUAAUUAAGAGAAACCUGAAGCAAUUAUCAUAUUAUUAUGUCAGGCCUUUCUUUCAUUAAGUCAACUAAAGGCAAAUUAAUACUGGCGACUGUGGCGGCAUUACAUCUAGCAGUCUACGUCGCAAAACCAUCAUUUUUCAAGGGCGAAAAAGAGAAUAAAGGUUACGACGCGCCGCCAAAGUAUCUGCCUUGAGAUCUAUGUAACCUUCAUCAACGCGGAAAUUAAUUUCACGCUCAAAUAUCUGACUAAAUCAGUGAUUCAUGAAUUAUAAAACGCUCGCCGUUUCUGUCUCUAGCUUAGUACGUAGAGGUCUGGUGAACAACUUUUCAAGAAACAUGAGCAGCGCAAGAUUUCAGGUUUACGUCACGAGGUCGGAUAUGCCAGAAUGUGGCAUAGAUUUGCUGAAAAAAGAAUGUAAUGUAAAGACAUGGAAAGAUGCAUCACCAGUACCUAGAGAAGAAUUUCUUAAAUCAAUUGCAGGCGUGGAUGCAAUAUACUGUUCCCUCAGUGACAAGAUAGAUGAGGAAGUUCUGGAUGCAGCUGGGCCACAACUUAAAGUCAUAGGCACUAUAUCUGUUGGUUACGACCAUAUCGAUUUAAAAGAGUGCAGAAAAAGGGGUGUCAAAAUUGGGUACACUCCUAAUGUUUUAACUGAUGCUACUGCUGAACUAACGAUGGCAUUAUUAUUGACCACCUCAAGACGACUGCCAGAAGCGCAGCAAGAUGCAAAAACUGGUGGAUGGGUAUCAUGGGCCCCUAAAUAUAUGACAGGGCCAGGCCUUAACGGGGCCACUGUUGGCAUGGUGGGUUAUGGCAGAAUCGGCCAAGCUGUCGCUAGACGCGUCAAGUCCUUCAACACUGCCAAAAUAUUGUAUUUUAGCCGCAGCGAACGAAUAGAGGCUUUAGAAGUUGGAGCUAUUAAAGUGAGCUUUGAUGAACUGCUCAAAGAAAGUGAUUUUGUUAUAGUCUGUGCCCCAUUGGUGCCAGAAACAAAGGAAUUGUUUAACAAAAGUGCAUUUGAAAAGAUGAAACGCAGUGCUGUUUUUGUAAACACUAGCCGUGGUGGAUUGCUUGAUCAAGAUGCUCUAAUUUAUGCUCUUGAAAAUAAUAUAAUUUGGGGUGCAGGUCUAGAUGUGACAACUCCAGAACCUUUGCCUCUGGAUAGUCCAUUAUUUAAGCUGAAGAAUUGUGUAGUUUUGCCUCACAUUGGUAGUGCAACAAUCGGUACUAGAAAUACCAUGAGUGAACUAACUGCAGCAAAUAUUCUAGCUGCUUUGCAUAAUGCUGAAAUGCCUGCUGAAUUGAAGUAGUUCUAGUCUUAAAUAUAAUUUAUUUUUCUAACAUAUAAUCAGAUGAGGAUGAUAUUAGAUUAAUAAUAUAAAAGGUGUUUG